Hippocampus zosterae (dwarf seahorse) is the source of this 434-nucleotide messenger RNA. It is a transcript of the gene tomm6, whose product is annotated as translocase of outer mitochondrial membrane 6 homolog (yeast). Bases 32 to 232 code for a protein of 66 amino acids. The transcript has 3 exons. The record is from RefSeq and is a predicted model, not a curated record. Gene Ontology annotation, cellular component: mitochondrial outer membrane translocase complex. NCBI's taxonomy places the organism in Eukaryota, Metazoa, Chordata, Actinopteri, Syngnathiformes, Syngnathidae.
UAGUCUCGCCGCCGGGCGGUUAUUCAGCAUCAUGAGUGGAGUAGGGAGCAAAAAGAGUUCGUCCGGCUCGUCAAGUGUGACAGAUUGGAUUAGUUCGGCGUGUAAAUUCGCAACAGACAGAAAUGAUUUCAGGAGGAAUCUGCUGGUCAACUUGGGGUUGUUUGCAGCUGGUGUUUGGGUUGCAAGAAAUCUCUCCGAUUUUGACUUGAUGGCCCCUCAACCUGUCACAUAACCCUGUCACAGUCUCGAAAUGGUGUCUUGGACUCCAAAAGAAGAAUCAAACAACUUAAAGAAAAAAAAACAUUUGUUAAAUCUUCAUUUGAACUGUAUUAUCUCCUAAUUCAUAAUUACUGUUUUGUUUUCAUUGUCUAGACAUAAGAACAUUAAGUCUGCUCUUGUUGCCUAGCUUGUGAAGUACUUCGACUGCGCAGAAA